Messenger RNA from Motacilla alba alba, 1326 nucleotides. It is a transcript of the gene LENG1, whose product is annotated as leukocyte receptor cluster member 1. The coding region runs from base 76 to 810 and encodes 244 amino acids. The record is from RefSeq and is a predicted model, not a curated record. NCBI's taxonomy places the organism in Eukaryota, Metazoa, Chordata, Aves, Passeriformes, Motacillidae. The transcript is spliced from 4 exons.
AGAAGGCGGUGCGGACUCGGUGCCUCAGAGUCGCGGCCCGGUCCCGCUCCCGGCCCCGCCGCCGCCGCCGCCGCCAUGAACAUCCUUCCGAAGAAGUCGUGGCACGUACGGAACAAGGACAAUGUGGCGCGGGUGCGGCGGGACGAGGCGGCGGCCGAGGUGGAGCGGAGGAAACGAGACGCGCGCGCGCUGCGGGCGGAGCAGGAGGUGCGCACCGAGCUCCUGCGGAAGCGGGCGCGGGUCGGGGGUCGCAGCCCCUCGCCCCCGGCCCCCCCCGUGCUGUUCCCGCCCCCCGAGGAGGCCCCGAACCGCGAGCACGAGGCGGAAAAAAGGCGGGAACAGGAACGCCGGGAGCGGGCCCUGGGGGUCCUGACCUACCUGGGCCAGAGCGCGGCCGAGGCCCAGACCUGCCCCCCCUGGUACCUGCAGCCCCCCAAGAAAGGCGGGGAGGGGUCCCGGGAGGUGCAGGGGGGGCGCAAAGCCGUGCUGGACCCUCUCGAGGACAUGAAGAAGGGGCUGCAGCGAGCCCCCAGCCCCAAAAAACCCCCCCAGCCUCAGCAACGGAGCCCCCCCAGAGCCCCCCCUGAGAGGGGAGCGGGAGGAGGGCUGGCCGAGCUGCGGCGGCAGCGCCUGGCCCGGGAGGCGGCCGAGGCGGCUCGGAGCCGGGAGCUGCUCCGGGGGCUCCGGGACCCCCCCGGGACCCCCCGGGACCCCCGGGACCCCUGGGACCCCCGGGACCCCGAGCGGCAGCGGCCCUACAACAGCCAGUUCCACCCGCGGCUGGCGCGGGGGGGGACAAAGUUUACCUGAAACCCCCCCAAAAUCCACUUGGAACGCCCCGAAAUCUACAACAGCCAGUUCCACCCGCGGCUGGCGUGGGGGGGGACCAAGUUCAGCUGAGACCCCCCCAAAACCCACUUGGAACGCCCCGAAAUCUACAACAGCCAGUUCCACCCGCGGCUGGCGCGGGGGGGGACCAAGUUCACCUGAGACCCCCCAAAACCCACUUGGAACGCCCCGAAAUCUACAACAGCCAGUUCCACCCGCGGCUGGCGCGGGGGGGGACCAAGUUCACCUGAGACCCCCCAAAAUCCACUUGGAAUGCCCCGAAAUCUACAACAGCCAGUUCCACCCGCGGCUGGCGCGGGGGGGGACAAAGUUCACCUGAGACCCCCCCAAAACCCACUUGGAACGCCCCAAAAUCUACAACAGCCAGUUCCACCCGCGGCUGGUGCGGGGGGGGACAAAGUUCACCUGAGACCCCCCCAAAACCCACUUGGAACGCCCCGAAAUCUACAACAGCCAGUUCCAUCCGCGGCUGGCGCG